Abrus precatorius (Indian licorice) is the source of this 1349-nucleotide messenger RNA. RefSeq names its product eukaryotic translation initiation factor 3 subunit J-A-like. The transcript is spliced from 6 exons. Gene Ontology annotation, molecular function: translation initiation factor activity. NCBI's taxonomy places the organism in Eukaryota, Viridiplantae, Streptophyta, Magnoliopsida, Fabales, Fabaceae. Gene Ontology annotation, cellular component: cytoplasm; eukaryotic translation initiation factor 3 complex. The coding region runs from base 297 to 956 and encodes 219 amino acids. The record is from RefSeq and is a predicted model, not a curated record.
UGCUUUUUGCAAGACAGAAGAGAAACUUUGGAAAGUAACGCAGCAGCUUCACCGGCCAAGUCCAUUCCGCCCUAAACCCUCAAACAGAGUCUUUCCGAUUAAGCGUUUCGGUGGCAUCUCUUACCCUAGCAAGAUUAGGGAAGGUGCAAGAAAAUUAGGGAAAUUUUGAUUAAGUACUUGUUCUUCACACAUUGUUAUUUUCGGUGUUGCCAUAGCAAGAUUCGCAUGACAAUUUUCCUCUUCAUGCAGUUGCUCACAACAUUUUCUCUCUGUUGUUGACUAAGUGAGACUACCAAAUGGACGACUGGGAAGACGCGGAAAUUCCACCUCUUCUUUCAAAAGAUUCACCUAGAAAUAAAUGGGAUGAUGAAGAUGUGGAAGAAGAUGAUGUGAAAGAAUCAUGGGAGGAUGAAGAUGAACCUGCUCAGGCACCUGUGGCACCAGCAGCAAAACCUGUUGAGAAGGCACCUAAAAUAUCUUCUGAAAGAGAUACUGAAAAGAGCGGAAAGAACGAAGAACCAUUGGAUCCUGUAGCUGAAAAACUUCGCCAACAAAGGCUGGUUGAAGAAGCAGAUUACAAGUCAACUAAGGAAUUGUUUGGUGCAAGGGCUGAUGAAAAGAACAUCGACAGUUUUAUUCCCAAAUCUGAAAGUGAUUUCUCGGAGUAUGCAGAGCUCAUCUCAGACAAGCUUCAUCCUUUUGAGAAAAGUUUUCAUUAUAUUGGUUUACUCAAGGCAGUAAUGAGACUGUCAAUGACUUCUCUGAAAGGAGCAGAUGCAAAAGAUAUUGCAUCUUCAAUAACUGCAAUUGCAAAUGAGAAGUUAAAAGCAGAGAAAGAAGCCAAUGCUGGCAAAAAGAAGACGGUGGGCAAGAAGAAGCAGCUUCAUGUUGACAAACCUGAUGAGGAUUUGGUUACUGAACCAUAUGAUGCUUUGGAUGACUAUGAUUUCAUGUGAAAUUUUUGGUUCGGUUCCAUCCAGAUUCAAUCAUGGGAUCUACUGUUUCAACCCUCGUCAUGAAUCAGUCAAUUUUGUCUCCUCGAUUAAAUCACAAUCUAUUUGCAUAUACUUGUAUCUUAGAUUUUUACUAGAUGAUUGAUGCAGGUUAGAAUAUCAAAGAUUUAAACAGCAACAUGCAACAUGUCUUUUCCCCCAAGGUACAUUGGAUUUGUAAGAAUGUGAACUUAAUUUUUCUUACCAAAUUAAUUUGGGCAUGCUUUUGUGUAUCAUGACCGCAAGCACUCACUGCUUGCUUGUGUAAAGAAUGCAUGAAUGCGAAUUGCAGUGAGUGGCCUCUGAUAUUUUUUACUAACAUUGGAAAUUUGUAAAAUACUCGAAGUUGAUAAAGUU